Molecule: messenger RNA, 5255 nt
Organism: Coffea arabica (coffee)
Lineage: Eukaryota; Viridiplantae; Streptophyta; Magnoliopsida; Gentianales; Rubiaceae
Product: protein PHOTOPERIOD-INDEPENDENT EARLY FLOWERING 1-like
Biological process (GO): chromatin remodeling
Cellular component (GO): Swr1 complex
Molecular function (GO): ATP hydrolysis activity; histone binding; ATP binding
Source: RefSeq, a predicted model, not a curated record
AAAAUCGGAUCUGAGCAAAGACUCGUCGGAAUUCAUCGGCGCUUAAACCCGGACAGACUGUCUCUUCUUCUCUCGUUGAAAACCCUAAAACGCCCCGGAGACCGGCGACUCUUUCAAGGAAGAGCUUCUCACGAACUAGAAAAAUCUUUCGUUUUUCUUCCCCUGUAGAUCUCUUCCUAUCUGUUUCACGUUUAUUUGUAUCAAUUUAUACUCGACAUUGGGCGCCUCGCGCGCGCUUUUUCCACCCAUCAGUGGCGGCGGCGUCGGCGUUCGUGGAGAGCUGAAAAGCUUAUCUUUUUUCUCUAUUUUUAUUCAUCGACGAAUCCUUUAGAUGGAUUUGAGUAUGACAUAGGGAUCUAAGGAUACUCAUGGCCUCCAAAGGUCCCAGGUCUAAGCUUGACCAUGAAACGCGAGCCAGGCGGCAGAAAGCGCUUGAAGCUCCAAAAGAACCUCGGCGUCCUAAAACACAUUGGGAUCAUGUUUUGGAGGAGAUGGUUUGGUUGUCAAAGGACUUUGAGUCAGAGAGAAAGUGGAAAUUGGCACAGGCAAAGAAGGUUGCAAUCAGAGCCAGCAAGGGUAUGUUGGAGCAGGCUACAAGAGGAGAGAAGAGAGUGAAGGAAGAAGAGCAUAGGUUGAAAAAAGUUGCACUCAACAUUUCUAAAGACGUGAAGAAAUUUUGGUUGAAAAUAGAGAAGCUGGUUCUUUACAAGCAUCAGUUGGAGCUUGAUGAGAAGAAGAAAAAGGCACUUGAUAAACAACUUGAGUUCCUCCUUGGGCAAACCGAAAGGUACUCAACAAUGCUGGCAGAGAACCUUGUUAGCUCUCCAGGUCAUUGCAAAUUGGACUCGAGUUCACCGCAAGAACGAAUGAGGAUCGAGUACAAAGAAGGUGACUAUGACAGGGGAAGUGCUGAACCGAAUAUUGAAUCUCAAUCAAAUGGACCAGAUAUAGAUGGGGAUUAUGAUAUGGACUCUGAGGAUGAAUCGGAAGAUGAUGAGCAUACUAUUGAGCAGGAUGAGGCUCUCAUAACCAAAGAAGAAAGGGAAGAAGAAUUAGCAGCUUUACAAGAUGAAAUAGAUCUUCCUCUGGAGGAGCUUCUUAAACGCUAUGAGGAGAGAGUCAGCAGAAAAGCUAGUCCAGAGCAAACCGCUGUUGCUACUGGAGCUAAUGGGCCAGUUGAAAAUGGCAAAGAGAACGAAAUUGGUACUGUGUCAGCAAAUGGUAGAAGCAGCUCACCAGUAUCUCCUGGUCGUCGUUGUGUUGGGAGUAAUGGCUUUUUACACAAUUCCAACAAUCACUUUUUGGAUGUUCAAGUGCACAGAGUAAGAACUCCAAAUAAAUUUCAAGACUGGGAGAAACAGUGCAUUUUGGAUGAUUAUAGUGAUGAACAGGAUGAUGAAGAUUUUGACAUUGGUACAGGAGAGGAAAAAGACGAUUUUAUGGAUGAUGAGACAACCCUGUUAGAAGAGGAAGAACUAGCCAAGGCGGAACCCAAUGAUGCCCCAAAUGAGAUUGCGCUAUUGCAGAAAGAGAGUGAAAUUCCUAUAGAAGAUCUGCUUGCAAGGUAUAAAAAGGACUGGGACUCUGAGAAAGAUGAGCAUGAUGACACUGGAUCUGAAUAUGCUUCUGCUUCUGAGAAUUUUAUGGAUUCACCUGAACCCAAGGAUCGUGAGUUGAAGGAGCUUAAAGUAUCUUUAAACAGAGAAGAUAAUUUUAGUGCAUUUCAGCCUGCUGCUUGCUCUGAGGUAGAAGAACCAGAAACUGAAUAUGUAGCAAAAGCUGGAGAAGAGGGCGAAAGUGCAGACAUAAUUGCUGAUGCAGCUGCUGCUGCUAGAUCGGCACAACCCACGGGUAAUACAUUCUCAACAACGAAAGUGCGUACGAAAUUCCCUUUUCUUCUCAAGUAUCCUCUUCGUGAGUAUCAACAUAUUGGCUUGGACUGGCUUGUUACCAUGUAUGAGAAGAAACUUAAUGGGAUUUUGGCUGAUGAGAUGGGCUUGGGAAAGACUAUUAUGACAAUUGCUCUGCUAGCUCACCUAGCAUGUGAGAAGGGGAUAUGGGGCCCUCAUCUCAUUGUUGUUCCAACUAGCGUCAUGCUCAAUUGGGAAACGGAGUUUCUUAAAUGGUGUCCUGCUUUCAAAAUAUUGACGUAUUUUGGAAGUGCUAAAGAGCGAAGAAUAAAGAGGCAAGGGUGGUUAAAACCAAAUUCUUUUCAUGUUUGUAUAACAACUUACAGACUUGUUAUACAGGACGCUAAAGUUUUCAAGCGGAAGAAGUGGAAAUACUUGAUUUUAGAUGAAGCUCAUCUGAUAAAAAAUUGGAAGUCACAAAGAUGGCAGACGCUUUUGAAUUUCAACUCAAAACGGCGCAUUCUUUUAACUGGUACCCCCUUGCAGAAUGAUCUUAUGGAAUUAUGGUCUUUAAUGCAUUUCUUGAUGCCCCACAUUUUUCAAUCUCAUCAAGAAUUUAAGGACUGGUUUAGUAAUCCCAUAUCUGGGAUGGUUGAGGGACAAGAAAAAGUUAAUAAAGAGGUUGUCGAUCGGUUGCACAAUGUUCUUCGACCCUUUAUAUUACGUCGGUUGAAGAGGGAUGUAGAGAAGCAGCUUCCAAUGAAGUAUGAACAUGUCAUCUAUUGUAGACUGUCAAAGAGGCAGCGGAACUUGUAUGAGGAUUUCAUUGCUAGCUCAGAGACCCAAGCAACCCUUGCUAGUUCAAAUUUUUUUGGGAUGAUUAGUGUCAUAAUGCAACUUCGCAAAGUUUGCAACCAUCCUGAUUUAUUUGAAGGCCGUCCAAUUGUCAGUUCCUUUGAUAUGACUGGCAUUGAUCUGCAGUUAAGCUCAUCUGUUUGUGCAAUGCUUACACCUCGCCCAUUUUCCACGGUGGACCUUGGUGAUUUAGGGCUUUCAUUUACACAUCUGGAUAACUGCAUGUCAUCUUGGGAGAGUGAAGAUAUUCAAGCUAUUGCUACCCCCUCAAGCUUGAUUGAGGGUCGUGUUAACCAAGUUUGUGGAGAAGUUGGGCAUGCUUAUAAGCAUAAGAAGUUUCAUGGGAUGAACAUUUUUGAGGAGAUCCAGAAGGCACUUACGAAGGAGAGACAGAGAGAAGCAAAGGAGCGGGCAGCAUCUAUUGCUUGGUGGAAUUCUUUAAGGUGCAGGAGGAAACCUAUUUACUCAACAGGUUUACAGGAACUUGUCACCAUAAAAAAUCCUGUCUAUGCAAUUCAUGAUCAGAAGUCUAAUCCCUUGUCUUACUCAUAUUCAUCGAAGCUGGCUGACAUUGUACUAUCACCUGUUGAACGAUUUCAUAAAAUGGUUGAUCAGGUGGAGAGUUUCAUGUUUGCUAUCCCUGCUGCCCGUGCACCAACCCCAGAUUGCUGGUGCAGUAAAGGUGGAAGUUCUGUGUUUAUUCAACCGACUUUCAAGGAAAGAUGCUCGGAGGUUCUGUCUCCUCUUCUCACUCCUUUGCGGCCUGCAGUUGUCCGAAGGCAAGUCUAUUUCCCUGAUAGACGUCUUAUACAGUUUGACUGUGGCAAGUUGCAGGAGCUUGCACUUUUGCUUAGGCGUCUAAAAUUAGAAGGUCACAGGGCAUUAAUUUUUACCCAGAUGACAAAGAUGCUUGAUGUUUUGGAGGCUUUCAUUAACUUGUAUGGUUACACAUACAUGCGUUUAGAUGGCUCUACUCAGCCAGAAGAGAGGCAAACAUUGAUGCAGCGGUUCAACACUAAUCCAAAAAUUUUCCUCUUCAUUUUAUCAACCCGUAGUGGUGGUGUCGGCAUUAACUUAGUCGGGGCAGAUACAGUUAUCUUUUAUGAUAGCGACUGGAAUCCUGCUAUGGAUCAACAGGCUCAAGAUCGUUGUCAUAGAAUAGGACAGACACGUGAAGUACACAUAUAUCGGUUAAUCAGCGAGAGCACCAUUGAAGAAAAUAUAUUAAAGAAGGCAAAUCAGAAACGUGUUCUCGAUGAUUUGGUUAUCCAGAGUGGGGGUUAUAACACUGAAUUUUUUAAAAAGCUGGAUCCAAUGGAACUGUUUACUGGCCAUCAAAAAAUUUCAGUAGAGAACGAGCAAAAGGAGGACAAUUGCAAUGAAAGUUCUGAGGUUCCUCUCUCUAAUGCUGAUGUUGAGGCAGCUCUGAAAUAUGCUGAAGAUGAAGCAGACUACAUGGCACUGAAGAAGGUUGAACAGGAAGAGGCUGUGGAGAAUCAAGAAUUUACUGAAGAAGCUAUUGGGAGAUUGGAAGAAGAAGAAUUUGGCAAUGAGGAGGACCUAAAGACUGAUGAGCCUGCUGAGCAUGAUGGCCAGGUUACGGCAUCAAAUAAAGACAGUGUGGCAGCAUUGAAUGUUGAAGGACCAGUUGAAGGUGGAUCCAUCACCUUUGCUGGUAAGGAAGAUGAUUUUGAUAUGCUCGCUGAUGUCAAAGAGAUGGCUGCAGCUGCUGCUGCAUCAGGACAAACAAUUUUGUCCUUUGAGAAUCAGCUACGUCCAAUUGACCGCUAUGCAAUACGCUUUAUGGAGUUGUGGGACCCAAUCAUAGAUAAGACAGCAACACAAUCACAAGUGCAGUUUGAGGAAAAGGAGUGGGAGCUGGAUCGCAUUGAAAAGUUGAAGGAAGACAUGGAAGCUGAUAUUGAGGAUGAUGAAGAACCUUUUGUAUAUGAAAGUUGGGAUGCUGAUUUUGCAACUGAGGUGUAUCGUCAGCAAGUUGAGGCUUUGACCCAGCAUCAGUUGAUGGAAGAACUGGAAGCUGAAGCUAAAGAGAAGGAACUUGCAGAAUAUGGGUAUUCUGAUUCCGUGAGAAAUCAGAUAUCAACUGUUCGUAAACCCAAGUCAAAGAAAAAGACAAAGAAAGCCAAGUUCAAAUCUCUGAAGAAAGGAGCUUUAGCUUCUGAGUUCAAAGCCGUUAAGGAGGAGUCAGCGAUGGAACUGAUGUCUAUUGAUGGAGAAUCUCUGUAUGAUGAUGAAAUGACUUCCUCUGGUGAUGUGUCUCCGUGUCGAAGGCUGGAGAAGAAACGUAAACAAGCACCAUGGGUUGAUGAAGAGAGAAGCACAAAGAAGUCCAAGAAGUUUAAGAAGGCUCCUGAGAUGUGCUCCUCUGUUUUAGACUCCAACAUGCUGGGAAAGCUGCAGAAUGAUACCAAAUAUUCUAGGCAAUGUGAGAGUAGAGUAGUUGAUGUUGAACUUAAGUCUGUGAGCAGGAUGGAGAAUAUUCUGUUUGAUUUUAAUUUAUUACCUCUGGAACUGGGGUUUUAUAUUUAA